Messenger RNA from Micromonas commoda, 1063 nucleotides. RefSeq lists its product with no specific name. NCBI's taxonomy places the organism in Eukaryota, Viridiplantae, Chlorophyta, Mamiellophyceae, Mamiellales, Mamiellaceae. The transcript has a single exon. The coding region runs from base 18 to 1013 and encodes 331 amino acids. Gene Ontology annotation, molecular function: protein binding. The record is from RefSeq and is a predicted model, not a curated record.
CCGCGCAGUCGAGAGCCAUGGGUCUCGGCAUCGGUCCCAACAAGGACCGCGUCCAGGCGGCGAUCAAAGAGCUUCAACAGAAGAAGGCUGCCGAGGCUGCGGCGGCGGGGAACGGCGAGGGCAAGGAGAACGAGGCGCCCGCCACCCCCGCGCCUCAAUCAGGGGGCGGUGGAUCUCCCGCGAAAGCAUCGUCCAAGCGCGAUCGCGACCCCAAUGAGAAGGCCGCCGCUCUGGCGGCCACCAAGCUGGUCAAGAAGAAGCAGCGCAAGCGCUUCAUCCCCAAGGAUCCAUGCCUGUUCUUCCUCUACUACUUCGGAUUGGUCAUCGUCGCCGCGUGCGUCGUGAGGGUCAUCAACGGCCCGUUCCAGUUCGAGCAGAAGAUCCUGGCCGAGCGCGACAGGAUCCGCGAGAUCCAGGAUGCGAACGAAGAGGCGCUGCGGGUGAUGAAAGAGAGCAUCCCGCUCGUAUUCGCCGCGGGCGACGGUAACACCACCGAGGUAGAGCGACUUCUGGCGCUGGGACAGGACGUCAUGGAACGAUCUCCCGCGGGAGAGACCCCGCUGCACACCGCCGCCAUCUCGGGCGAGCCCGUCAUUGUCAAGAUGCUCCUCGACGCCGGCGCGGAUCCCGACGCGCGGACCAUGGGAAGGGAGUACCUCAAGAUGACCCCGGCGCACUGGAUGGUGUUCGGGAACAAACGGGAAGCGCUGAAGAUCCUCAUCGACGCCGGCGCGGACGUCAACGCGAUGAACACCAAGGGCAAAACGCCCACGGACAUGGCGUGGGACCUUCCCAAGGACACGAGGGAGGGAAUCCUGACGCUGCUGCUGGAGAACGGCGGAAAGAAGGGCGAGGACCUGAACGAGGAUCCCCCCGAGGAUGAUCCCGAUCCCUCCGAGGAUGAUCCUGAUCCGGCCGAGGCGACGACGGCCACCGACGCGGAGGAAGUCGAGCCCGCGGAGGAAGUCGAGCCCGCGUCGCCCGCGGAUGCGGAGUCCGCCGCCGAGUUGUGAGCGCGUUUGCCCUGGACCCAAUUUUAACGUCUGUAUGUAUGUCUGCACUC